AUGGCGCGUGCUAGGAUGUUGCGAGCUUCGAGACAAGCCGCAUUCCUGGUUCUCGGAGGAGCUGCGGGCACUCAAGUCCCUCGUCUAGGAUUCCGGACAGUCUACGCGGAAGCUCCCUCCAAAGACGACCUUCCAGACAAAAAACCCAUCUACUCUUCUCCUACCGUACCGAAAACAUCGCCUCCGUCACCAGCCUCUUCACCAAAUCCGAGUUCUCCCACCCCAACGGACCGGUUGGCCGUCCACGUCAAAAAGGUCCGUCUCUUCCUUUACGAUCAGUCUCUGGCAGCUGAGAAUGGGGUGAACCAUUUCUUAAGCUGGGCGUUCCAAAAGGAAAGCAAUUUCAGCAACACCAUAGCGUCACUAGCCCCUGCCCCGGAGACCGGUGAACAAUUACUUCCAGGAGCAGUCUAUGUUUUAGUGGCGACCAUGGCUGGGUCCAUAGUUUCCCGGAAUCGGGGGAUCUUUCUGAGAGCUACAUUUCCGUUAGCGAUGGGCGUUACCGCGGGCUGGAUGUUGAUUCCGGUCACCAUGCGAAAUAUCUCGGACUUGAUCUGGGAAUACGAGAAGGAAGUCCCAGCAAUAGCCGAUACGCAUUCUCAGAUCGGCCACUUUGUGCAAGAGACCUGGAAUCAGACCAAAAUACAUGCGAAAGUAGCCACGAACUGGGCUGAUGAGACUGCGAGUGAAGUUCGGAAAAAGGUGGAAGACUUGGUUUCAAAAGGAAAAUAG
Rhinocladiella mackenziei CBS 650.93 is the source of this 732-nucleotide messenger RNA. RefSeq lists its product as uncharacterized. The record is from RefSeq and is a predicted model, not a curated record. Bases 1 to 732 code for a protein of 243 amino acids. NCBI's taxonomy places the organism in Eukaryota, Fungi, Ascomycota, Eurotiomycetes, Chaetothyriales, Herpotrichiellaceae. Gene Ontology annotation, biological process: cristae formation. Gene Ontology annotation, cellular component: MICOS complex; mitochondrial crista junction. The transcript is spliced from 3 exons.